AUGCAUACCGAACAGAGUCCUUUGCUGGACUCGGAGGCGCUUUCGGCACCUACCGACCCGGAGAUCUUGAAGCAUGAACAGAUGUACCAACGCUUCACGCGGGCGCAAAAAAGGGUCAUCGUCUCCCUGAUCGCAUGGGCCGCUGUUAUUCCUUUUUUGGCGUCAGGCUCUUUCAUUCCAUCAAUACCAGAAAUUGCUCGUGAGCUCGGGACCACGGGCGAAGUCGUCAGCUUGGCGGUGAGCCUGUCGCUGGUUACAGCGUCGGCCGGCAGUUUACUAUGGGCUACAUAUUCCGGCUCAUAUGGACGCCGCUUGAUAUUCCUCAUGUCACUGCCGUGUCUAUGUAUCGGUUCUGCGGGCGUCGCCCUGUCACAAACAGUCCCCACGCUCAUGUUCUGGCGUGUCGUGCAAGCCUUCGGCGCGUCCAGCGGGAUGUCGGUCGGAGCCGGCGCUAUCGGCGACAUCUACAAGCUGGAAGAACGAGGUGCUGCCAUGGGCAUCUUCUUCGGAGCAUCCCUUUUCGGGCCCGCAAUUGCGCCAUUAUGCGGAGGCAUUGCGUCGCACUACUACUCAUGGCGCUAUGGCCAGUGGGGGUUGUUCAUCAUGGGCCUGUUCGCUCUGGUCCCUGUGUACCUCUGGCUUCCGGAGACACUCGACCCCGAGAAAAUCCGCAAGUGGGGAGCAACUGAGGAACACAGGAAGCCCAUCUUCCUGAAUCCGUUCAAGAGCUUGGCCCUGCUGCGUAGUCCGAACAUCCUCAUCAUCACGUUGGCGGGGACGGCGGCGCUCGUCACUGACUUCGUGCUCAUGAUACCACUCGCGUAUACCAUCGGAAAGCAAUACAACAUCUCGAACGAAGCGAUCAUUGGCGCCUUCUUCCUUCCCGCCGGCCUAGGCAACAUCAUCGGUGCGCCGCUCGCAGGCCGUCUCUCCGACAAGGUAGUCGUCACAUGGCGGAAGCGGCGUGGGGGCGUCUGGAUCCCAGAGGACCGCCUCCGGGCCAGUCUCUGGGGCGCGGGCCUGUUCGUCCCGAUGUCCGUGCUCCUCUCUGGUUUGACGACGCAGUUCGUCCCCGGGACCCUCGGGAUCGUGCUCAACCUCGUCUGGCUGUUCAUGAAUGGCAUCGGGGUCGAUAUCGUUCUGUCCCCGUCGUCCGCAUACUACGUGGACAUCCUGCACUCGCGCAGCGCGGAGACCAUGGCUGCAAGCGGUUCAUUCCGUGCUAUGAUCAUCGCUUGUGUCACUGCAUUCAUCCUCCCGCUCAUAAACGCGGUCGGUGUCGCCGCGACUGGGGCCAUAUUCGCUGCCAUUGCCUGGCUAGGAUUCGGGAUGUUCCUUCUCACGAUCAAGUACGGCGAUCGUAUGCGCGCUUGGGUCGAUGUCGGGUACUCGACGGUCCGCGACAACUGA
Molecule: messenger RNA, 1410 nt
Organism: Trametes versicolor FP-101664 SS1
Lineage: Eukaryota; Fungi; Basidiomycota; Agaricomycetes; Polyporales; Polyporaceae
Product: MFS general substrate transporter
Exons: 11
Coding region: 1-1410 (469 amino acids)
Biological process (GO): transmembrane transport
Molecular function (GO): transmembrane transporter activity
Source: RefSeq, a predicted model, not a curated record